UGGAAAGGAGAAAAUGUGAGUACAACGGAAGUGGAAGGCAUUUUGCAGCUCUUAAAAUGCUUGACUGAUGUUGCUGUUUACGGUGUUGAAAUACCGAGCACUUACAAACUGAAGAAGAUGAGUCUGAGAAAAGAGGGAUACGAUUUGUCGAGUUGCCACGGCGAACAGAUCUACAUAUGGGACUCCUGCGUUAAAUCAUACAAGUACAGUCUUUUGAUUGAUAGUAUUCAGCCCCACAUCAUUUAUCAGGUCGCUCAGAUCUGA
Gongylonema pulchrum is the source of this 264-nucleotide messenger RNA. The record is from the annotation of a GenBank genome assembly. NCBI's taxonomy places the organism in Eukaryota, Metazoa, Nematoda, Chromadorea, Rhabditida, Gongylonematidae.